Blepharisma stoltei is the source of this 2640-nucleotide messenger RNA. The record is from the annotation of a GenBank genome assembly. NCBI's taxonomy places the organism in Eukaryota, Ciliophora, Heterotrichea, Heterotrichida, Blepharismidae.
AUGUCCCAAAACUCUCUCCAGCCUGACGACCCUCAAAAUGAUUUUCCUUCCUACGCCAACGACGAGAACAAAGGACUAAACAAAGAAAUCAUCGAGAAAAAGGAGUUCGUUUACAGAUUUACCGAAGAAAUCGAAGAAAUCAAUGAGCGCGUAAAAAUCCUCACAGACCACUUCAAAAACGUCCAAGAAGAGCUUGUCCAUACCCAAACUCUAGUGGACACUGAAGUCAAAGAAAUUGAAAGCGAAGACCACUUAAAGCAGCUUUCCGAAAGGCAAAUUGGCAGACUCUAUUCAGAUCUCCAAAAGCUUGAACAAGAAGCAGCCGAGCAGCAAGACCGCUUGAACAGCAUCCAAAAUCAGAUUUUCAAAGGGAACGAGAAGCUUGACCAAUACAAGCUCAAAAUGAACUGGAACCAAGAAGAGCUCGAACAGUGGGCCUUGGCAAGCAGACAAAAAGAAGACGACAAUUUGACCCUGGAAAAGUACAGAAGGGCUGACGAGGCAAAAAUCAAAGAACUGACUCUGCAUAUAGAAAAACUCACAAUGGACGUCAGACAAAAACAGGAAGAACUAGACCGGGAAGUCACAGAAACCCAAGCUAAACAAAUCGAAUUGGACAAAACUGCAGAAGAGUUCAAAAGAAUGCACGCUGAGCGGCAUGAGCUUUAUGAAAGGCUGCAAGACACUGUGAAAGCUUGUCAAAGGCUUGACAAAUCCCUUCACGACGCUGGCGAAACUUUUGGAAAUGACAGGUUUCGGAUCCGCAAAAAACAAGAAACCCUCUCCCAAAGGAUCAAAAAUCUGCAGAAGGUCCAAAUUGAUAACCAACAAGCCCAAGGCGAAAACACCUUGUAUUUAAGACAGCUAGAAGCACAAAGACUGAAAGAAAUCCAAACUGAGCAGGAUUUAAAGAGCUUUAAAGCCGAAGUCGAUAUCACAAAAAACCAAUUAAGCGCUUUAGCUUCAGAUUUGGCUGGAAAAAGAGCUCAAAUUAUUGCUCUGAAUAAAGAAUUAGCAGAAAUUAAGCAGAGAUUUGAGGAGUCAAAAAAGAAAGAAAUGCAGACAAGGCUUAAGCUGAGAUCAGAAUGUGCGAUGACUGAUAACUUAGAAGCCAAAGCAAAAGCAGAAGAGCUUGAAUAUAAGGUAAAUCAAGAUAUUCAAGAAGGCUUAGAACAAGAAAUAAGAGACGCCAAAGAAAGGCUGUUUAAAGAAACCCAAACUUUGCUUGACCUCCGCUCAGUUGAAGCAAACUUGUUAGGCGAAAUAAAAGGAGCUCUAGCAGCAGGGAGAAAUCUCCAGGCAGCAAUCAGCAAGAGAGACCAAGAAAUCCAAAGGCAGCACGUCUUGCUUUAUAACGCAGACUACCUCAUUCAAUUUAUGCAGCGAAAAGUAGAUGAAGCCAAAGGUGUUCAAGUGACUGACAAAAACAAAGAUUUAUUGAUAAAAUGUGACGAAAAAGAGGCAGAAUUAAAAGAAAAAGAAGAGCAGCUUGACAAAGUCUCUAAAAGUGUCAAAGAGCUCACAGACGACUUAAGACUUAUUGAAAGAACUAUAGAAAAAACCCAAAAAGAAGAAAGCGUCUUAUCUAACAACUACCAAGAAAUGACGCUGCAAAUCAAGAUGAUUGAGCUAGAAAUAGAAAAAGAACAAAAGCGAAAAGACGAAGUCUUGGUACAGCAUGACACUAUGAAACUAGAAGUAAAAAAACUUAAAGAUAUACUGUGUGGAGAAGCAGACAGGCUGUUUUCUGUAGAAAACAGAAAACAGCAGCUUAAAAUGAGUAUGGAAGAGCGUGAAAAAGAAAUCAACGUCCACAAAGAAACCCUGCUUGCUGAACAAAGAGCUGCUGAGGACGAAAAACAUAAAGUUCUGGUAGAGCUUGCAGACAGAAAAAGCAAGGUGCAAAAUUUAAAGGUGAAAUAUGAAAAUCUGUGCUAUAAAAAUAGAGCACAAGAAGAAGGAGAAGAAAGGACACAAGCGUACUAUGUGAUUAAGGCUGCACAAGAAAGAGAAGAGCUACAAAGGUAUGGGGAUGAGCUGGACUCAAAAAUAAGGAAAGCAGAAAGAGAAAUAAGGGCUCUAGCAAACACUCUUGAACACCUUAAAGGAAGAAACAGCAAGUUCAGAGACUCAUUUGCUGCAAAAGGCGACGAAAGUGAGCAGCAAAUGAAAAACGCUUUAGAAGACCAAUGCAGAGGUGCAACAGAGCAGCUUUCUAAAAGAGAAAGAGAGCUUAGGACGCUACAAAAACAAUAUGAAGAAGACAUGAAGCGACUGAUGGAAAUCCAAACAAGAAAUGACACUCUUAAAAGAAUGGCAGCAGAAACUGAAAACAAUAAAGAACAGCUAGGUUCACAAAUAAGCGUCCAACAAGAGAAGUUGGAAAGAGCUAUAAACUUGGCAAGAAAUAAAGAAACCUCGCUAGAUAGAGCUCAAGAACUUGACUUAAGGCUGCAGCUAGCAAAAACAAAGAAUAGGUGUUUAAUGUCAACUUUGACGAUAUUAAGCACUGAUAUUCCUGAAAUAUCACAUUUAAUUGAAAGCGCACUUGAACAGCAUGGAAUUAAAAUUCCGUCGAGACCUCCUUCGUCUGCUGGAAGCAGGAGUAGUAGAGCAAGCUCGAGAGGCAGCAGAAGAUAA